This is a messenger RNA of Vollenhovia emeryi, 935 nucleotides long. Its product is annotated as putative nuclease HARBI1. The annotation marks the transcript as partial. The record is from RefSeq and is a predicted model, not a curated record. Lineage: Eukaryota; Metazoa; Arthropoda; Insecta; Hymenoptera; Formicidae. The transcript has 3 exons.
UCAGAUCGUAUAGGAAAUAUAAAAAUAACCGCUGAAAAACAUAUUUUAUGUUACUUAUGGUUUGUUGGUCAUCAAACUGCAUCUUAUCGCGAUGUAGCAGACAGAUUUGGCAUAACAAUAAGUUCGUUACAUUCAGUAAUUACAAGAGUAACCGAUUUUAUUUUAUCUAUAGCACCUAAUGUUAUUAAAUAUCCAACUCAACUCGAAAAAGAAGAAACCGCAAAUUUUUAUCUAGAACAAAAACAAUUUCCUGGUGUAAUUGGUAAAUAUAAAUAUAUUAUUGAGAUCUCGAGCAUCAGGGUCGAUAAACCUCUGGAAGAUCCUGAUUCAUAUAUCAAUCGAAAACAAUAUUUUUCUAUACAACUACAAGGGAUUGUUAAUCAUAACAUGAAAUUUAUAGAUGUUUUUAUUGGGUAUCCAGGUUCUGUCCACGACGCUAGAGUUUUCCGUAAUUCAACAAUACGUAAUGAUUUGCAUGAAAUUUGUGGAGAUAAUUAUUACUUUUUGGGAGAUAGUGCUUAUCCUUGUUUGAAACAACUAAUUGUUCCAUAUAGAGAUAACGGACACUUAACACGUGCACAAAGAAUGUUCAAUCAAAGAUUAAGUUCAUGCAGAGUUAUUAUCGAAAAUGCAUUUGGAUGUCUUAAGCAAAGAUUUCGUCAAUUAUAUCAUUUUAAAUUGAGAGAUAUGGUACGAAUGGUGCGUGUCAUACACGCAUGCUGUGUAUUGCAUAACAUAGCAAAUGUAAAAGAAUUAGAAUAUUUUGAAGAACAGUUAGACGAUGAGUACCCUGAUGUUGAAUUACAACAUAGACAGAUUGACAUAAUUGAUAAUGCACCAAGGGAAUACAAGGGCGACAUAACAGGAGCACAUGUCCGUGAUCAAGUAUGCAAUUUAUUGUCAACUCAAUAAUAAUAUAAAAUAUACUGUGUAGU